Messenger RNA from Ictalurus furcatus (blue catfish), 4400 nucleotides. It is a transcript of the gene ndufaf7, whose product is annotated as NADH:ubiquinone oxidoreductase complex assembly factor 7. The transcript is spliced from 11 exons. The record is from RefSeq and is a predicted model, not a curated record. Bases 149 to 1513 code for a protein of 454 amino acids. Lineage: Eukaryota; Metazoa; Chordata; Actinopteri; Siluriformes; Ictaluridae. Gene Ontology annotation, molecular function: protein-arginine omega-N symmetric methyltransferase activity. Gene Ontology annotation, cellular component: mitochondrion. Gene Ontology annotation, biological process: mitochondrial respiratory chain complex I assembly.
CAAUGAGCGCAAAGUAUUGUAUAACCAACAGACCAAUCAGGAUGACAGAAGUGCGCAUGCGCGUUACAGUAGUAUUCUGUAACAUGCAUUCCGGUUACUUGUGCUUGUUUGAACAUAAGUUUGGAGUGAGAUCUAAACAGAAGGUUAAAUGAAGGAAAUGGGGACCAUUCAGAAGAUGAUCAACAUUAGCAGGGCAUCAGUGCGCUUUCUUGCCCCAUCACUGAAUGCGCAAUGGACCGGGAUGCUGAACCGAAGCUGUUCCAGCUCCUCGUCAGAGAAACAGGCUCCUAAUCCGUCCAUGCUGAGGCAUCUGGUGUCCAAAAUUACAGCCACAGGUCCCAUCACGGUGGCUGAGUACAUGCGUGAAGUCCUCACUAACCCAGUCUCGGGAUAUUAUGUGAAGAAUGACAUGCUGGGAGCUGAUGGAGAUUUUAUCACAUCACCAGAAAUAAGCCAGAUUUUUGGAGAGUUGCUUGGUAUCUGGUGUGUAAGCGAGUGGAUGGCUGCAGGAAAACCCAAAGCAUUUCAGCUUGUAGAACUCGGACCAGGACGAGGCUCCUUGACCAGUGACAUCCUGAGGGUCUUCGGUCAGUUGCAGUCAGCUCUGUGUGGGGCGUCAGUGUCUGUUCACCUGGUGGAGGUGAGCCCAAAGCUAAGCGAGGUCCAGGCUCACUGUCUGGCUGGAGAAAACACUCAGGUGUGUGUGAGUGAUGAAGAGUCUGUGUACCGCACUGGCACCACACACACCGGCGUCCCUGUCUCAUGGUACCGCAGGAUAGACGACGUUCCCAGAGGCUUUAGUAUAUUCUUGGCUCAUGAGUUUUUCGAUGCCCUGCCCAUUCACAAGUUCCAGAGAACAGAGAAGGGUUGGAGAGAAGUGAUGGUUGAUAUCGACCCUGACAAACCUGAUAAGCUCAGAUUUGUGGUGUUUCCUGCCCCUACUCUCGCAUCUACUACACUCAUACAAGCGGAUGAGCAGCGAGAACACGUGGAGGUUUGCGCAGAAGGCGGAGUCAUUGUUCAGAAGUUGGCCAAUCGGGUCUCGGAGGACGGGGGCGCGGCACUGAUCGCAGACUACGGUCACGACGGAACGAAGACGGACACGUUCAGAGGCUUUAGAGGACACAAACUGCAUGACGUGCUGGAGGCUCCAGGCAGCGCAGACCUGACCGCAGACGUUGACUUUAGUUAUCUGAGGAAGAUGGCUGGAGACGCAGUGGUCUGCUUCGGACCCAUCACACAGAGAGCUUUUCUCAAGAACAUGGGCAUUGAUACACGCCUGCAGGUCCUGCUGAGAAGCUGCAAUGACUCCUCCACCCGAGCUCAGCUCGUUCAUGGCUACAGCAUGCUGACUGAUCCGGAGAAAAUGGGCCACAGGUUCCAGUUCUUGUCGCUGCUGCAUCCCAGUCGUCUGGCUCAGCCGGAGGAGGAGAACGGAGUCAUGAUGAAGAGAAGGAGGAACGGCACAGCGCCGCUCACUGUCGCUGGAUUCACUGAGCUCGGACUAAACUGAGAGCCGACUCAAAACCCAUCGCUUCUCCACAGUAAUGCAGAAACUGUUUUACACUGAACAUUUCUGUACUAUUCUUGUGUAGUACAGUAAGAAGAGUCAGAUGAUGGACUAUAUUUUCUGAGCAAAAGAAGUGCACUUUUUCCACUAGACUAGCCCAUCAUCUAACAUUUUAGAGAAGUGGAAAUACUUAUAAGAUAACUGAGCACCUGAUAGGCUAGCAAUGAUUGAUGUAGUUUUUCUGCGAUGCCAACUUUGUUUCUGUCGCAAAAGUCUGGAUAUAAAUGGACUGUACAAAAUAAAAAUACACAGAACAAUGAGCACUGAUGGGUAAUUUACAACCCCUGGCAAAAAUGAUGGAAUCACCACACUUGGAGGAUGCUCACCCGGAUUUUUUACUUCGUAGCAAAUAAACAAAUCACAGAUAUGACCCAAAACAAUUUUUUGUUUAAUAGCUGAACAAUCUGGUUUCAUGAGACAUACCUCAAACGAAUUAAAUUAAAUUGUUUUAAUUAAUGGCGUAUUUUUUUCCAGAUCAAGUAGAGGAAAAAAAUAUGGAAUCACUCAAUGCUGUGGAAUAAAAAUUAUGGAAUCAUCAAAAAAAAAAAAAAAAAUCACAAUUAGUACUUUGUUGCUCCUCCUCUGGCUUUUAUGACGGCCUGAAUUAUUUGAGGAAUGGAUUUCAGUAAUGAAAAAUAAUAUUUUCCAUCAAGCUGGUUCCAACUUUCUCAAAUAGCAGUUGACAGAUCAGCUUCGCAGGAUGGAGCCUUGUCCUGGACCAGUUUUUUUUUUUAUUUCCACCAUAAAUGUUCAAUGGGAUUGAGAUUCGGACUGUUUGCUGCCAUGUCACUGACUUGAUCUGCCUUUCCUGAAGAAAAGCUUUAAUACUCUUUGCUCUAUUGCAAUAUGCAUUAUCAUCCUAAAAAAUGACCUCAUCAUCAUCAAACCUAUUUGGAAUGAGAAAAGUGUCCAGAAUUUCAGUGUACACCUGUGCGUUAACUGUUGAGGUCUCCACUGGUGCUUUAUCUGACAUGCAACACCAUAUCAUAAAUGAGGGGGGAAAUUUGAUUGUUUUCUUCAGGCCGGCAUCAAAAGUUCCAGCAUCAUCUCCUUGGCCAAUGCAGAUUCGUGAUUCAUCACUGAAUAUCUCUUUCAUCCAAUCAUCACACUCCAUAAUCGCUUCUCUUUAGCCCUUUAGCUCAUUAACCUUGUUUUCUUCCGUUUAGGUGUUAGUACUGCUUUUCUAUACGUAAAUCCAAUUUCAUUCAGCCCAUUUCUUACAGUUCUGUCACAAAUACUGACUCUUGUCAUUUGUUUUGUUAUUCACUGGGGGCAGUGGUUUCUUGGUGGUUAAGGCUCUGGGUUACUGAUCAGAAGGUCAGGGGUUAAAGCCCCAGCACUGCCAAGCUGCCACUGUUGGGCCCUUGAACAAGGCCCUUAACCCUCUCUGCUCCAGGGGUGCUGUAUUAUGGCUGACCCUGCGCUCUGACCCCAGCUUCCUGACAUGCUGGGGUAUUUGAAGAAAAGAAUUUCACUGUGCAUAUGUAUACCUGAUCAAUAAAGACUCAUUAUCAUUUUCUACUUUCAAGGCAUACUGCUUUGAAUUUUCUAUCCUGACGUUUUGACGUCUUGCUUGGUCAACCCAUAUGUUUUCCUUUUAUAACCUUCCCAUUUUGUUUAUAGUUGCACCAAAUUCUAGACACAGCAGACUGGGAACAACCGACAUCUUUUUGCCACACUCCGUGUCAGAUUUCCUUCUUGAAGGAGUUUUAAAACCCUUUCCACUGUUUCAACUGACAACUCUCUUGUUGGGGCCACGUUUCCUUUCAAAAAGUCCAAGGUUAAGGUCUGUAAGCACUCUCUUUUAACUGCAGACGAAUUUGCAUUUUUAGACUUAUACUAUUUGUUUUUGAAAUGCAAAUUACAAGGUGAUUCCAUCAUUUUUUUCCUCUACUUGAGCUGGAUAAGAAAAAAAAAAUGGCAUUAAUUAACGCAUCAUUUCAUUUAACUUGUUUGAGAUGUGUUUCAAGAAGCCAGAACGUGCAGCUGUUAAACAAAAAUAGUUUUGUCUAACUGUGAUUUGUUUAUUUGCUAUGAAGUAAAAAAAUCCAGGUGAGCAUCCUCUAACACCAUCAGUCUCUUCUGGAUUUCAAAUUGAUUUCUCAAAGUCUUAUUUGGUGCGUAAUAUCCAGAUUUGUUUGCUGCAUGGUGUUUAUGUUGAAUAGAGCACUGUGUCUAGGCCAGUGUUUCUCAUCAGUCUAUGCCUUCAUGAUGGAAUCUAAUUUUGCUGCAGAGCAAUUUUCUUAAAUUCAAUCAUGUUUUAUAGAGGCCUUUAAACACUUUCUGCAUCACUAAACACUGAAUCCCUGAAAGCUUUGGGAAAACCAUACAAUUCAGUUGGGGUUCUGAGCACACUGCACUGUUGUGUCUCAGAUACAGUGAAUCAAAUGCUUUUCAAGGCUUUUCCAUUAUUUAACUAUUUCUGUUAUAUAGUUUAUAUAGUAUAUGUGAUAAUGUCAAAUCCAAAUGCUAUACUGUAGCCAUGAGGGAAUGAACUCAGAUCUUCUUAUCCAUCCAUCAGCAUGCUGCAGAAAGAACUUAGAUUCAUCGGACCAGGCAACUUUUUUACAACUUCUCAACAGUCCACUGUGGUUCCAAUGAAGAUGCACUUUUUUUUUCUUCGCUGAGAACAUUGACAUCCAACAUGGUCUUUUAAGAUAACGUGUAAUACGUGCUGUGUUCUGAUAUAUGACUUGCUUGGUUGCAGUCAGUUAGUUUACAUAGAAAUGCUCUUUCCAUUGUCAUGUCAUGCUCCGUAUGCUGUGUUUUGCAACACUCUGUAAACCUUUUAGAAAAAGUAAAAAAAAAAAAAAAUGAAUCAUGGACAAAA